GAAAAAAAAAAGAAUUUCUAAACCCUAUAGAUUCUUAGGAAGGGUUUUAGAAACGUACAUUUCAUCACUAUAGUUAUUACUUAGAAGGAGUAGUUACGAGGUAUCUCCAAUCAAAACCAAUAUCCAGUCAUCCGACACUCCCGUUUCUCUGCACCAUUUCCAUGAACGAUGCAGUCCCUUGCAAGAAGAUUGUUGCAGAGAAUAAAGAACGAAAAAGAAAUCGGAUGCCGAACAUAUUGUUCAACUAAGAUCUUUGAUGCUGGCCAGCCAACUGCUGCUUCUCAUCCUGAGUUACUUAAAGAAGGGGAGAUGACUCCUGGUUUGACUUGUGAUGAAUACAUCUCGAGACGAAAGAGAUUGUUAGAGCUUCUUCCUGAGAAGAGUAUUGCCAUCAUUGCAGCUUCCCCAGUGAAGAUGAUGACUGAUGUCGUGCCUUACCCAUAUCGGCAAGAUGCUGAUUAUUUGUAUAUCACGGGCUGUCAGCAACCAGGUGGUAUUGCUGUUUUAGGUCAUGAAAUUGGUUUGUGUAUGUUCAUGCCGGAGCCAACACUUCAUGAUGUCUCUUGGGAAGGGAAUACAGCUGGGGUAAAGGAGGCACUGGAGAUAUUUAAGGCUGAUCAGGCAUUACCUAUAAGCAAGCUUCGUCAGAUGCUAUCAGGCAUUUUAGGAGGAUCAUCUGAAGUAUAUCAUAAUUUCAAGACCGCGACUAGAACCUAUGUAGACCUGGAAUCCUUUCAAAAAAUUUUAAAUAAUGGCAAAGUGAAAGAUCUUUCUGCACAUACUCAUGAGUUGCGUUGGGUCAAAUCACCAGCUGAGAUUAAAUUGAUGAGAGAGGCUGCUUCAAUUGCUUGUCAGGCUCAGUUGCAGACCUUGUUCCACUCGAAGACAUAUCCACAUGAAGGUAUGAUGGCAGCAAAGGUGGAAUACGAGUGCAAAAUGAGAGGUGCCCAAAGAAUGGCAUUCAACCCUGUGGUGGGUGGUGGUCCUAACGGAAGUGUGAUACAUUAUUCUCGAAAUGAUCGUAAAGUUAAUGAUGGGGAGCUUGUUCUGAUGGAUAUUGGAUGUGAGUUUCAUGGCUAUGUUAGUGAUAUGACUCGUACAUGGCCCCCCUCUGGUAGAUUUUCACCCGCUCACGUUGACCUUUAUGAUCUUAUUUUGGAGACAAACAAAGAAUGUAUUAAGCUCUGCAAACCUGGCAUAAGCAUACGUCAAAUACAUGAGCAAUCGGUUCAGAAGCUCUGCAAAGGACUCACAGAGAUCGGAGUACUGAAAGAUAGGGCAAGCAGUUACCGAACAUACCAUCAGCUAAAUCCAACUAAUAUAGGUCACUAUCUAGGGAUGGAUGUUCAUGAUUGCUCUACAAUCAGCACUGAUCGCCCUCUGCAGUCAGGGGCUGUGAUAACAAUUGAGCCAGGUGUAUAUAUACCAUCCUCCUUCAAUGUUCCAGAAAGGUAUCGAGGUGUUGGGAUAAGGAUUGAAGAUGAAGUUCUUAUAACAGACAGUGGUUAUGAGGUCCUCACUGGGUCAAUGCCUAAAGAAAGAAAUCACUUCGAGUCCUUGCUAAAUGACUACUUCUCACCAACAGAAUCAGACUGCUCAAGAACUGCAGCAUCAAGUUAGAGUGACGAAGGCCUCAAUUUCAAUAGAUUUAUUUUUCAAAAUAUAAGUAAGUAUUGGUGACUCUUAUUGAUGAAAACACAUUACGAAUACACUUCGGAAUUGGGUUCGGAUUUUUCGUAUGUCGUGUAAUAAUGUUAAACUUGGCUUGUGAAGCUCUAAACGUAGAUGGUCCAUGUGAAAUUGAAAUGUACUAAUCAAAUUUUGUAAUAAUUCUUUUGAGCU
This is a messenger RNA of Beta vulgaris subsp. vulgaris (sugar beet), 1842 nucleotides long. Its product is annotated as intermediate cleaving peptidase 55, mitochondrial. The transcript has 14 exons. Gene Ontology annotation, cellular component: mitochondrion. NCBI's taxonomy places the organism in Eukaryota, Viridiplantae, Streptophyta, Magnoliopsida, Caryophyllales, Amaranthaceae. The coding region runs from base 169 to 1620 and encodes 483 amino acids. The record is from RefSeq and is a predicted model, not a curated record. Gene Ontology annotation, molecular function: manganese ion binding; metalloaminopeptidase activity.